CAACAUUGGAAGUUCUCCCUAAAAAAUUAAGUGGUAAACAUGUUCUAAAAUCACUAAUGCCAUGUAUUAAAGCCAGUGAAACCACUUGAAUACAAUUUUAAAGAACAAUUUACCUGAAUGUUUCUUUACUAUCAGGACUUUUUCGAAGUAUGUCAAUGUUGAUAGUUCUGACAUUUGAAUCUGCCCUGCAAAAUUCUAGAAUGCCUCGAAUUUGAGCAUUAAUAUUGCUCUCAAAUACGCCUUCUGUAUGAGACUUACUGAUGGGUUUGUUUGUUUUGUUUAAUCGCAACUAAUAAAGUUUUAUAUCGAGAUCCGGAACCGCAGGGGGCGGGUCCCUAUCAGUGGUCACGUGACCCGGAAAAUGUGGGCUUUAAUUCCUGCGCUGAACUGCUCCCAGCUGCUGCGCCUCUGCCCUUCGCAGUGCAAACCGUUUGUCUACUCCGUCCCCACCCCUGAACCUCGGGUGGACCCUCUUCAGCACACCAUGUCAGACCAGGCUUUUGUAACUCUGGCCACAAAUGACAGCUAUGCCAAGGGAGCCAUGGUUCUUGGCCAGUCGUUGCGAAACCACAACACAACCAGGAAACUGGUGGUACUCAUAGGAUCUCAUGUUGCAGAGCCCUGCAGAGAGGCACUCCGCUCCCUUUUUGAUGAAGUGUGUCUGGUGGACCUGAUGGAUUCAGGAGAUUCCGCUCAUCUGGCGCUGAUGAAGAGGCCUGAUUUGGGUGUAACCUUCACCAAACUGCACUGCUGGACACUCACCCAAUACAGCAAGUGUGUGUUCAUGGAUGCGGACACACUGGUGUUGUCCAACAUAGAUGAACUCUUUGAGCGCGAGGAGCUGUCGGCAGCUCCAGAUCCUGGAUGGCCAGAUUGCUUCAACUCUGGGGUGUUUGUCUUCAGACCGUCCAAUGAGACGCACCAAAAGCUGGUGGCGUUCUGUGAGGAAAAUGGCAGCUUUGAUGGAGGAGAUCAGGGGGUUCUGAACAGUUUCUUUAACACCUGGGCGACAACGGAUAUUUCCAAACACCUUCCAUUCAUCUACAACCUCAGCAGUAUCGCCAUCUACUCCUACCUGCCAGCUUUCAAACAGUAUGGCCACGAUGCAAAGGUGGUGCACUUCCUGGGCAAAGUGAAGCCUUGGAACUACUCCUACGAUGCUCAGCGAGGAGAGGUCAGAGGUCAUCAUCAGACGCCUGACCACUCCCAGCUGCAAGCGGACUACUUGCUCAUGUGGUGGCAGCUGUACGCCAAAUCUGUGCUGCCUUUGCUGCAGAGAGCAUACGGGGAUGCUCCUUUCAACAGCGGCUUCGUGGACCCGAGCAGUGAUGAUAAAUUCCAUGUGGACGUGAAAGAGCAGACGGCGUCCUCUCCUCCUCCUCCCCCCUCCCAGAGGAUUUCAUCAGAAGAGAGGAAGCAGCGCUGGGAAGCAGGCCAGAUAGACUACUUGGGUGACGAUUCGUUCGCCAACAUUGAGCAAAAACUCAACUCCUUCCUAAAGUAGCAGGUUGCUUCGGUAGCCUGACGGAAGCCAGCUGAAGCUCUGCGAGGGUGGUGGUGAUCUGCCACCACGCAAAACUCAGGGGCUUGAUGAAUGCCUGUGUGCAACUUUAACUCUCUGCAUCCUGAGGCUCUGUAGAGAGAGCUAAAGUUGGACAAUCCUUUCAUGCACAACACAAUUCAUUUCCCCUUUUUUAAGGAGAAGUUUGACAUUUGAGGUGAAGGUCUUUUUUUCGCUUUACUUCCUUAGAGGUUGGAUGACAGGAUAAUCAUGUAAGCCAAUCAUAAAGUAAUAAUUCAAAGUUCUAUCUAGUUAGUCAAAUUUAAACAAAACUCACGAGUUUAGAGAGAGUAAAACGGAAAGUGAAUUGCCUUGUUGGUUUUGAAUUAUUAGUGACAUCUUUUUAAUUAACUCUAGACAAGAAUACAAGUCGGUUUAGCGGAUUCCAAAAAAUGUCUAACUUUUCCUUGUUGUGUGAUGCACCUGAACUCACGAGUCUCCCUAAACUGUGGAAAAUUGAGCCAAAAAUAUGGCAGCGAUUCGCUGUAAUUUCUAGGUUAUUUUCAGUAACCCCUAAUCUGCAACAAGUCUGUAUUGAAAGCAGAUACGCAGCCACUUGCUCGUUUCCCUUUCGCAGACCAUGCCGUCCUUUUCAGUCAUUAAUGACAAACCCGCUUUAAUGUGACUGUCCUCCUUAGAGGAGUGCGUUGAGUAGCAUCCCCACCUGUGCCUCCAACACACACACCAGACCCCCACCUCUGACUGCUGUUCUGUAACGUCUGGUGUUGUGCUCUGUAUUAUUUGCACGACACAUUUAAACCACGGGUCUUUAAUGAAGUGCUUCCUCCCACGUCUAUAACUGAUGUAGACUGUUUUGUGUGUAUCUCCAUGGGACUGAGCAUUAGUGCUCCCUCCAGACGUCUUGUACGCAUGCACCGCACGUACGUCUCUACAUCCGUGAUUAUUGUGCCAUGGCCUGUUUCACCACUUCCUUUCUGUAGUCUAACCAGCUGCCUUAUUGCCCAUUCACUGUUUACAAAACCUCAUUGACUGUAACAGGUGAUGAAUUUCCUCUCCCACCCGUGGUCAACGCCCUCUUUGCUUCACUCCACAAGUGUUACAAGUACAACCUGCAGCAUCUUAUAAUACGCUCCUCCGUCCAUUAACCACACUCCCACAAGAGGCUGGUAAAGUUGACCGGGACGCCCAUUCACAGCUCUUGAGUGUGGGAGUGAUAGCUGUUAACAUUUGAUGCUCACCUGUCUCCUUGCUGUUAUGUUUGUCCUGUGUAAGAAUAAACUUGUGGAAACAUUUCUACUCAUA
Menidia menidia (Atlantic silverside) is the source of this 2824-nucleotide messenger RNA. NCBI's taxonomy places the organism in Eukaryota, Metazoa, Chordata, Actinopteri, Atheriniformes, Atherinopsidae. The record is from the annotation of a GenBank genome assembly.